GCGGUAAGAAAGACCCAAAUUGAAAUGGCUAAAGAACCGGGCUCUUCGAACGUUUUCAGCGUUCGAAUCGUGUCUCUUGAUUACUACACGGCGCCUCCAAUUCCAGAAGUCGACAUCUGUUACAAUAAUUUUCUGGGUCAAGAAGUGGCAGAAGUUCCAGUUAUAAGGGUUUAUGGAUCUACCUUGGCAGGGCAAAAGACUUGCUUGCAUGUUCACCAGGUUUUUCCUUACUUAUAUAUACCAUAUGAUGAUGAUUUAUCUCAAGCGCCUCAAGAAGGUCUUGCUUAUACUCGUCUCUUAGCUUCUGCAAUUGAGAAGGCUUUGAAGUUUGGAGGUUCUGUUGGAUCAAAAAGGCAACAUGUACACAGCUGCAGCCUUGUACGUGCGAAGAGAUUUUAUGGACAUUAUUCCUCAGAGGAGCUAUUUAUUAAGAUUUACUUAUAUUAUCCUCAUGAAGUUGCUCGUGUGGCUUCCCUAUUACUCGGGGGUGCCAUUUUGAACCGAAGUUUUCAGCCACACGAAUCACACAUCCCCUUUCUUCUCCAGUUUAUGGUGGAUUACAACUUGUAUGGAAUGGGUCAUUUGCAUCUAUGUAAAGUGAAGCUCCGCCAUCCACUACCUCAGAUGCCCACCCAAAGAUCAAACAAGUAUUGUGAUUUUCUUAAGCUUAAGAGCCACGAGGCUACUUCUGUUUCAUCUACCUUUGAGGCAGAAGUUGGAAGCAGUCCAUUGUGCACUCAACCAUUUAUUUGGAUUUCAUCAACUGUUCCAGGUAGUUGGUUGUGGCCUUCUCCAGCUGCAGAGCAAGACUCAUCAACUCCUGGUUUUCAACAUAUUAAAAGGCAAAGUACAUGCGAGCUUGAGGGAGAUGCCAUUGUUCAUGAAAUUCUGAAUCAGGAACAUCUAUUAUAUACAUCCCUUUCUCAGACUAGAUCAGAGGUUAGAAUGGUUCAGUCACUUGUUCCAAUUUGGGAGGAAGAGUAUGCAAGAUCUGGGAUGCAUGACACAGUGGGGAUAUCUGAUCUUAGUAAACCAUUACCUGCAGAUGUUCUCAAAAGUCUUUUACCUUCCCUUGUAUUUGAGGAUCCACUCUCUAAUUUGUAUACCAGAGUGCAAAAUCCUGAAAUUUCUCAAGGUUCUCCUUCAAGGACUGACCAGAAGCUUGAGCCAUGCAUACAACCUUCUAGUGAGCUCAAGGAACAUUUAGUUGACUCCUGCAGGUCUCAGGCAGAACGUCUGAAGGAUCAGGAUUCCAAAAACUCCAAAGAUUCAAUUUUGUUGCCAUCCCCAGUUGGAGUUGGUAGUAGUUCAUUACCUGUGAAAGACGACACUCUAGAUAAAGUUGUAUUUGGUGACAAGGAUUUUCCAUCAUCUCAACUGACAGGAGUACAGGAUUCGAAGGUGGUAGAUGUUGAAGACCUUGGGCUUCUACAGUGGCUUGCUUCUUCUCAGGCACUAGAGGAUCUUAGCACUGAUGAUGAACUCAUUCAUGAGACUAUAUUGAGUCCUUUGUUGCCUAAUACAGCAUUAGAGAAGGUUUUGGAGAAAGCUCAUACGGAUUAUGAGAGUGAGUCCCAAAAGGAAUGCCAGGAUAUUCUUGAUUCAGUUGAUAUACAGAAAUUUGAGGAUUUGAACCAACAAGCCUUGAACUCUGAUUGUCAAAAUCAUUCGAAGACUUUGAGAAAUACGAUUCCUCAAAUUGAUGGUUCAUCAGAUGAUCAGCCUUUGCAUUCAAGGUCUGGCUGUCCAUCUAAAGCACCGAAUGAAAGUGGAACCAGGAGGAAUGCUGAAGGAGAUAGCAGUGCGGGUGUGGCUGGUGCAACUAAAAAUCAUCCUAAAUGGUGCCCCUUACCUUUUUCCCCUGAUGGAAAUGUUCAUGAAAAGUUGCAUUCUCCUUGUGAUCAAGAUAAUCAUACGGGCUCAUCUUCUGGAAGUGAAGCUGGUAAACCUUGCGAUCCUUCUUUGUAUUCGAAAUAUACAAAGGAUCUAGACUUUAAACCAGGAAGGAAGUUAACUGAAUGUUCAAUGAGGGACCUAAUGCGGAGGAAGCGUAAUUCUCGAAGUGAGCCAUCUGAGCUUUACAAUUCCAGAUCUUUUAAAAGGAUGGUUUCAGGGGAGGGUCCAAAUGAGGAGAAAUUCCUAUCCCUUGCAGAGUCUGUGGAUGCUGGAAAUUGCAACUGGGCAAAUGAAAAAGUUGUUGCCAAAUCACCUUGCCUCAACCAGUCAAUUGUAAUUCCUGAACAGAGUAAAGAUGCUGAUACAUCCCACACGAAGUUAGGCUCUAAUGUCACUGAAUUGUACCCUGUUAAUCACAUCUUGCCCAGAUACAUGCCAUUGCCAUUCUCAGCAUUAGGUGGAAGCAAAAGACAAGUGGAAGACACGAGAGAAGGGCUUAUUGGACAAAGCUACGGGCCGGUUGUUCCAGCUAAAGCUGCAGAAACAGAUAGUCUUGAUUGCAUUAGUGGAAAAACUCAAGAAGGCUGUAUUGAUAAGGCGGAUAAAUUUGGAUCAAGCUUUCAUAUUGAUGUGAAUGCACCAUUGGGAAAAUAUGUCCUUCCUGGAAAACAUGGUGAAGAGAAGUCCCAUGAAGAAUUUAUUGUACGAACCUUUAACUGUAAGCCCCCCACUGUUAAUUGUAUAAAAAGACAACAUAGGGUGAACUGUGAUGUGCCUUCCUUGCAUUGUCUUGAUUUGGAUGAGAUGCCAGAUGGCAUUUCUGAUGAUCCAUUAGCAUGCAGCUCUGUUCUGCCAAAGGAUGGAAAGGGGCAUGUGGAUAGCCUUCUUCCAUAUUUUAUUGUAGAUGUAGAUGGCCCGAAGGAAGUUUCUAGGAUAUCAAACAUGGAUGUUGAUGUUUUUGGUGUCAAUCGAGCACUGGAUACUAUAGUUGGUCUUCCUGUCUAUUAUCAGAAUGAUGGUUCCGUCUUAUUCUUGUUAACUCCUGCAUUGUCACCACCUUCUCUGGCUCAUGUUCAUCACUGGUUGUUGCAAGUCAAAGAUCAAAAUGUGAAGGUCGAGGAUGUGGGUACAAGCAGAGAGAAAUUUACAACAGUGAUGGAGGUCUUGGAGGCAACUUCCCCAAUGAACAUGACAGAUUUAAGUCUUGGAAAGAAUAAUAGUCAUCCAAAUCGCCUUACAGCUUCUGAUGCCAAAGAAAUUCCAAAUGCUUGUGCCAGUCACCUGGAAUGCCCUCAUAAAAGCUACUCUGAGAUGUCUCCUGAUACCAGCAAAUCCUCAAAACCAAGCCAUUUACCUGAUCAGUUAAGUGAGGAACAUCAUGAAAAGCCUUUGGCACAACAUGUAGAGUGUCAAACUAAUGUCAAUAAUAUGAACCUGGCCUUCAAAGAAGCGCACAAGAAAGAAAAACAUGUUGACAUUUGGCAGGAAGUUUCACAGAUUUCAGGCCCAUCUGCAAAAUCAAAGCUGACUCCUCUUAGCCAAAUUGGUUUUCGUGAUCCUGCACGUUUUGGUGCUGGCCAACAGCUAACCCUGUUCAGUGUGGAGGUCCUUGCCGAAUCAAGGGGAGACCUUCGACCUGAUCCCCGGUAUGACCCUAUCAAUGUCAUAGUGAUCGUGAUUCAGGAGGAUGUUGAUCAAGGGGUACAAGUGCAUGUUAUUUUGUGGGAUAAACAUGGAAAAUCAUGUACGAGAAAUUUAGAUAAAUUAUCUGGUGGCAAUCUGGUUGUGACAACAGAAGAAAAAGAUCUGUUCAAUUAUUUUAUGAAGUUAGUGUACUCAUUUGAUCCUGACAUCAUCAUGGGUUGGGAAGUCCAAAGUUCUUCACUUGGAUUUCUAGCUGAAAGGGCCGCCAACCUUGGAAUUCCUUUGCUUAAGCAUAUUUCUCGGACACCUAUGGUUGAAACAAAAAAUUUAAUGGGAGAAUCAGAGGACCUUAAAAGUAACACAUCAGAUAUAUUGCUCCAGGAUGACUUUCCUACUGAUGCAGUAGUCCUUGAAGAUGCAAUAAUUAGUGAUGAAUGGGGCCGUACUCACACUAGCGGCGUCCAUGUUGGUGGGAGGAUUGUGUUAAAUCUUUGGCGAAUAAUGCGUAAUGAACUUAGGCUUGGUAUGCACACCCUCGAAGCUGUAGCUGAAGCUGUUUUAAGGCGAAAAGUUCCAUCCUUUCCAUGGAGAAUAUUGUCUAGCUGGUUUUCUAGUGAUUGUGGAGGAGCAAGAUCCCAUUGUAUUGAACAUCUCACAGACAGGGCAAAGCUUAAUCUCGAGAUAAUGGAUCAACUUGACAUGAUCAAUCGGACAGCUGAACUUGCUCGAGUUUUUGGCAUCGACUUCUUCUCAGUGCUGUCUCGUGGUUCACAAUACCGUGUUGAGUCCAUGUUAUUAAGAUUAGCGCAUACACAAAACUAUCUUGUCAUCUCUCCCAGCAAGCAACAGGUGGCCUUGCAACCUGCAAUGGAGUGUCUUCCUCUUGUAAUGGAGCCAGAAUCUGGAUUUUGUGCUGAUCCAGUGGUCGUUCUGGAUUUUCAAUCCCUUUAUCCAUCAAUGCUAAUUGCGUAUAACCUCUGCUACUGCACAUGCCUGGGAAAUGUUACACCCGCAAAAGCAAAUGUACUGGGGGUCAGUUCAUUUACCCCUGAGGCUUCAAUUUUGUCACAUCUAAAGGAUCAAAUAUUACUUACCCCAAAUGGUGUUAUGUAUGUGCCUAAAAAGAUUCGUAAAGGUGUGCUUCCCUGCUUAUUAGAGGAAAUCCUGUUGACUAGAAUAAUGGUGAAGCAGGCAAUGAAAAAGUUGACGACAUCGCAAAAAGUUCUUCACAAGAUAUUUAAUGCAAGACAGCUUGCUCUUAAGCUGAUAGCAAAUGUAACAUAUGGCUAUACAGCUGCUGGCUUUAGUGGUCGAAUGCCUUGUGCAGAAAUAGCAGACAGCAUAGUCCAGUGUGGCCGUAGAACCUUGGAAGAGGCAAUUUGUUUUGUAAAUGCACACAAACAUUGGAAUGCUAGAGUUGUCUACGGGGAUACAGACAGCAUGUUUGUCCUCCUUAAAGGGCGCUCACGUGAAGAAGCAUUUGAGAUUGGGCAAGAGAUUGCCUCAGCGAUCACUGCACAAAAUCCUUAUCCAGUUACGCUGAAAAUGGAGAAGGUGUAUCAUCCCUGUUUUUUGCUCACAAAGAAGCGUUAUGUUGGUUACAGUUAUGGGAGGCCUGAGCAAGAAACUCCUACAUUUGGUGCUAAAGGUAUUGAGACUGUACGCAGAGAUGCAUGUCCUGCAGUCGCAAAGACCUUGGAGCGAUCACUGAGGAUCUUUUUUGAAACCCAAGACAUUUUCAAUGUUAGGUUAUACUUGGAGCGUCAAUGGAUUAAAAUCUUGAGUGGGAAGGUUUCCCUUCAGGAUUUCAUCUUCUGCAAGGAGGUUCGCUUGGGUACAUACAGUUCUAGGGCAUCGUCUCUUCCUCCAGCUGCAAUAGUGGCCACUAAAGCAAUGAGGGCUGAUCCUAGGGCCGAACCACAUUAUGGGGAGAGAGUACCCUAUGUUGUGGUCCAUGGUGAACCAGGAGCACGUCUCAUAGACUUGGUGGUUGAUCCCUUGGAUAUUUUGGAGAUUGGUUCUCCAUAUCGAGUCAAUGAUCUUUACUACAUAAAUAAACAGAUAAUUCCAGCCUUGCAAAGAAUAUUUGGACUUCUGGGUGUAGAUUUGAGGCUUUGGUUCUCGCAAAUGGCUCGUCCAGUUAGACCCACUUUGGCUAAGCGCCCUGGAGCAUUUUUGGAUAAUGAAAAUGGGGUUCAAACGAGGGCACAAACAAGCAGGACUAGAAUAGAUUUUUAUUAUGCUUCAAGGCAUUGUGCGCUUUGUGGAGAGGUAGUUCAGGCUUUGGCUGACUUAUGUGACAAGUGCUCUAAAAAGGGGGCUGUUGUGGUGGCAGCUAUGGUUGGCAGGACAUCAAAAUUGGAGAGGGAAAUCCAUCAUCUAAGUGCUAUAUGCAGGCAUUGUGGUGGGGGUGAUUGGGUCGUGAAAAGUGGGGAGAAAUGUACAUCCCUAUCAUGCCCUGUGUUUUACGAGAGGAGGAAAGUCCAGAAAGAAUUUCAAGCUCUUUCUAGUGUGGCAACUCAAAUGGGCUUUUACCCUAGAUGCAUGGCAGAGUGGUUCUAGCUUUUUCCCUUCAAUAAGCAUCAAAGGGAGACAAAAGAAACAGAAACACAGAAAGUGCGAUCUUCAUUUUUUGAUGUAAAAUUGGCAGGGCCACUGUCUAAAGGUAUGUAUCUUUGUAAUAAUAAUCAUGUUGUGUAUAAUGUAAUGUGAUUAUGGGAUCUUCUUGUAAUCUGUAUUCAUUUACUUAAUGUGCCACUGCCAAUUAAUACAAGCUCUAAUGAAAAAUGAUCUUGUAAAAAUUCUAGAGCAACUUGAGUUAGUUUUUAAUGUAGAUAUUGGGCAUUUUCCUGCUCCUGUAUAAAUCAUGGUUUGGUGCACAUUAUAUUAAA
Molecule: messenger RNA, 6431 nt
Organism: Amborella trichopoda
Lineage: Eukaryota; Viridiplantae; Streptophyta; Magnoliopsida; Amborellales; Amborellaceae
Gene: REV3
Product: recovery protein 3
Biological process (GO): double-strand break repair via homologous recombination; error-prone translesion synthesis
Cellular component (GO): nucleus; zeta DNA polymerase complex
Molecular function (GO): DNA binding; nucleotide binding; DNA-directed DNA polymerase activity
Source: RefSeq, a predicted model, not a curated record